GCGAGAAUUACAAACAUGGCUGCUCGAAGCAGAUAUUCUGAACUACCUGGCAUUGUAAGUAUCCCUCUUAACCUAACUGUUCUGUUAUUUUACCUUUUUUUUCUUUCCAACGUAAAUUUCACUCUUCCGUUAGAUUUUGGUUACAUUUUAUCCCUGUUUCACCCUUCUUUUAGGACAAUCAGCCAGAUGUCUACGAAACACCCGAUGUUAUGGAGAAAACUAACCAGGAGGGUGACCCUUCGGUAAAAUAUUUUGCUAUACAAAACUUUUAUGACUGAAGGAGAAUUGAAAAUGAUUUAUCAAUUCUCUGCAAUUCUUAAUGUUCAUUACAUGUACUUAAGCUUAAACAUCCUAAAAUAUUGCAUUUAAUAUAAAGCCCCUCUUUCAACUUAAAUUCAUUCUAGAAUAAUUUCCAUCAGUUUUUGUAUAUUUUGGCUCUAUCCUUUCAAUGCGCUGUUAUUUUAGGAAAGAAAAAAAAGUCCCUUCAGAUCUGGAAGGGGAAAAAGAAACGAGGAAAAGUGAAAAGUUAAAGUAAUUAUGGGGAAGCAUUACAAGACUUUGAAAACCAAUUGCUUAGUACAGGGUGACUGCUUAUUAAGGUGCCUUUUGAUACCGGUUGGACUGUAAAUACACUCAGAAGUCCUUAAUUUUUACUUCCCCUCUUAUUGUUUUUUAUAAUUAUUUAGAUGCAGAAUGGAGAUGAAAGUAUUCAUUUGUUAAAAAUUGAUGCUAAAGAAGCAUUUGAGAAAUUUAGUGGAAAAUAUUUAGACCCAGGGAAUACUGGUAAGUAAUAGUUUUAACUUGACUCCAGAACUUAAUGAAACAAACCAAAUUAGGUGUGUUUGAACAAUUGAUUAAUGGGCUGUACAGACUGUACAGAAAAUGAUAAGACACGAAACAAUAUUUUCAAACUAUAAUGGCCUUUGCAAUUUCGAUUUACUGACUAAGUAUGCAGUGUUGUGAAAAACUCACUGUUCUCUUGAGGUCACAGUACUUACAAGUCUCAAAUAACAACCAUAUUAUUAACAUAAAAAAAAAGUUUUUAACAUGCUUCCUGCAACAACAGUCAUAAAAGAGGAUCCACAUUUUCUUGAUCCUUUACACCCUAACAUCAGUAUAUAUUUUCUCCACACUGUUCUCUAUACAUUUCCUAUGGUACUGACAAGGAGAAUUUGUUUAACAAUCAAGAGCUUCUUGAGUUGGUGAUCAUUUCCUUCAUUCUCAUGACCUCAAUGUUUGUUUUUGGGGUGAUAUUGAUGGGAGAAAAUGGUUACUAAUCACUCUUAGGGGUUAAAGAGUUAACCUUUUGAACUGUAAGAGUGACUAGCAUCUAAUUUCACCUUAUGAUAUCACCCCCUGAAGGUCAUAAGUGUAAAGGAAAUAUCACAAACACAGGAAACUCUAGAUUGUUAGACAAAUUCUCCUUGUCAGCACCUAAGGAAUGUAUAGAGAACAGUAUGGAGAUAUGCAGACUGAUGUGAGAGUGGAAAUGGUUAAAUAAUGUUAUCAUUGACCUAAAUAUUAUUUAGCCCUCUUAGGAACCCAGCGUAUUUUGAAUUAAAUGCUAAUAAAUUGAUGUGAAGCUUAAUUUUUAUAUUAGGUAAUGGUAAAUGGUUUGUAUCCAGGAGUAACAGUUGAUAUUGUGGUCUUAUUGAAAAAACGGAUUUUUGUCUGGAUUUAUGACUGAUAUUUUACCAGCACUGGCAGUAAUAUCACAUUCUGAUUGGCCAAUUUUCUGUUGUCGAUAGGAGUACAGACAACAUUGCUCAUGGGAAUGUAUCACGCAAUGUUCAUGCACUGCAUGAGCUCACAACAUUUUGACCACUGUGAUGACAAAUGUAGUUGUCAAUAAGAGUAGAGACCAUGCUAAACCACUGUUGAUUUGCUGAUUUUAACCUUAGCAGAAGUCAUCAUUAUAGUCAACACUGAUACACAAACAUGAUACAUGAUAUGUGUAGAGCAGAUUAAACAUGGAAGAUUAUAUGUCAUUUGAAUAUAUUUGGAACAAAAACUUUAAUUUGUAAUUUUUUUUUUUGCUUUUUUUCCAGAUUUUUCAGGAAGGUGUGGUCCUGAACAGAUGAAAGGCUAUGUUACAAAAACUGAAUAUGAAAUGCUAGGAGAAGGAGCAGCUAAAGAGACACCUCAGAAUAAAUUUAAUCGUCUUCAGCAUGAGAUCCGAGAGCUGGCAGAAGAACUAGAGCAAAUUAAGGUGAGCUUGUGUUUAUGGCAAUAUCAUAUUGUGUUUCCAUAAACUUUCAGUUAUGUACAGGCAACAUUGAAUGGGGGGAAGGAAGGUCUUGUUUAUGAUUUAAAAAGUGUGGUAGAUACAGGAAUGACAGGAAUGUUAUUCUACACAUAAAAAGAACUCUUCAAACAUGAUGUGUCAACUAACUUUGAAGCUGAUUCAAGGAGAGCAGAUGUAACAUAGGUGGAUAAGGUUUGUACGAAGUGAUUUGUACCCAUUCAGCCAAAGGUUAUCAUGGUGUCUGUAGCAUGAAGCCACUGGGAGUAUCACUACCCCCUCCCUCCCCACCCCCCCAGCUGAGAUGCCAGUCCAUUGCAAGGUUACCCCUAGCGUUUUCACCUCCCUGUCUUACUUAAAAUUUUUGCUUAAAGGAGGGGUGCUUACUGGAAUGAGUGUGCUUUCUCAAUGGGGGCACUUAUUAAGAAACAACCUUAACCUGUGCUGAACUUAAAGAGUAGUAAUUGAAGUAUCAAUAGACACAGGUUUUCCUAGUAUCACCAAUAUUAACCCUUUAACCCAUAAGAGUGACUAGCAUCUAAUUUCUCCUUACAAUAUCACCCCUGAAUCAUGCAGUAACACCAUGAGAAUUAAGAAAAUAAUCAGCAGCCAAAAAAGCUGUUGAUUGUUACACAAAUUCACCUUGUCAGCACCUUAGGAAAUGUAUAAAGAACAGUAUGGAGAAUACCUAUACUGAUGUUAGGGUGUAAAGGGUUAAAGAGGUGGAAGAGGAGGAAGGUGCCCAUUUGAGGGGAGCCCUUGUUUGAUAUGUUGGCCAAGGGGUGGGUACUUAAUCAGUGGAGUAGGAACUCUACCUUUAGUUCCAAGAUUUAUACUUGAUCAUAAUGCACUAAACCACUUACUUCUCUGAUUGUUUUAGGGCACUGUUCAGGAUGAAAAAGAGGAGAACAAGCUUUCACCAGUUGUUCUGGCACAAGAGGUAAGCAUUUUGGCUUAAACCCUGUCACUUGCAGUAGUGACCUAAGAGGUUUUUAUCUUUAUGGCAUCAAUAGAAGUAAAACAAUCAACUAGGAAAUUUUUUUCAUAAAAUCAAAAUUAUCUGAGCUAAAAUUAUGAAAAAUGCAUGAAAAACAGUGAGGAGUAUUGGUGGUUAGAUCUUGGCUGUGAAAGGGCUAGAGGCUGUUUUAUUCACCAUCAUAAACAAUUUUAUGUAAUUUUGGGAUGAAGCUGUUGCUGUAGCCAUGUUUACUUGACUGACCCUUUACCCCCUAUGAGUGAUUAGCAUCUAAUUUCUCAUUAUAUCAUUACCCCUGAGUCAAACAUUAAGGUCAUGAGAAUGAAGGAAAUGAUCACCAACUAAAGAAGCUCUUGAUUGUUAAACAAAUUCUCCUUGUCAGCAUGAAAGAAUUGUAUAGAGAACAGUAUGGAGAAUGUGCAUACUGAUGUUAGGAUGUAAAGGAUUGAGAAAUAUGCUUUAAAAUAAAUGGUAAGAGUUUUACCAUAUAUGUUAACAUUUUUUAGGAACAUGCAGAAAAAUGAAGUUUUGUUACAACUCUGGGUUGCUAAUUUUAAUUCUUUGUAUUUAUCUUUUACCAUGUUAGGUGCAAACCCUUCAAAAACAGGUGGGAUAAUUUCUAUAUGUUCUCCAUAUUUGUUCCAGGCUUUUGUAAAGCUGUGACAAAAUAUGUUUUGAAAAAAAAAUUGCUUAUGUUGAAUAAAACAACAAAUUUCUUACUUUCACUUCCAUGAUACCCUGAAGUGAUAGUCAGAGUUUCCUGUGGGAUGUUAGUUCUGUGGCUUAAUUCAUUUUCUUUGUGGACUGUUUUUGAGACUAGUGUGGUCUUUCCUUUGACUCUUUUUUUUUUUUGCAAUUAUGACAAUGAACAAAAGGCAAUGAAGAUUAAAAUCAAACAGGUUUGAAAAUUUUAAUUACAAAAAAAUAUGAAUCAUGAGUUCCUUUGUAAAGGAAAUGUGUUCAGUGCUAUACACUGUCAGACUGCAUAGAGAUGAAAACUAAAUUUAGUAAUAGGACGAUUUUCAGUUGUGGAAAUUCUGAUACUGAGGACAAGUUAUUGGUAACCCUUUGACCCCUUAGAGUGAUUAGUAUUUAAUUUCUCCUGAGAAUAUCACCCCCAAAUGAAACAUGAAGGUCAUGAGAAUAAAAGAAAUGAUCAACAAUUUAAGAAGCUGUAGAUUGUUGAACAAUUCUCCUUGUCAGCACCUUAGGAAAUGUAUAGAGAACAGUAUGGAGAAUAUGCAUAUUGAUGGUAGAGUGUAAAGGGUAAACCAUCUUACUGGAAGUCUGUUCCAUGCAUUUAUGCAUAAACUUAUCGUUUGCCAUUGAUCUGUUUUAGCUUGAAGAUUUACAUUUGGUGAAUGUCCUUGGGAAGGAGGUAUGUUGGUCUUUGUCUUUUGCUGAAAUAUAAUAAACCAUAGUAAAAUUUUGGGUGGAGGAUCCUUUUACAGUGUUGUGUAUAAAAACUCAUAAGAGACAUGUCAGUGUUCACAGAAUCAAAAAUUCAUAAACCAAAUUGUUACUUCAAAAAACAGAAUAAAAGCUGGCAAAUGGAGAGAUUUAAACUUGGUGGGCUGGUGUGUGAAGAGGCCUGUUUUGCUUUUGUUAGAAGGAAACAACAGUGUCUUGAAAUUUGGCUAGGUCACAGGAGAUCUGUCAAUAACAAAGGUGUUAUUGGCAAAAGUAAGGCUAAUUCAAGAUGUGUACAAAUACUGUAAUGAUUUUGAUUUAGCGUCCUCAAUCCGAUUAGCAGCCCUCUCAAAUAGGUACCCUCCCUCCCCCUGGAAUUUGUUUUAUUGUUAAGUGCCCCAAUUCUGUUUUAGUGAUAGCACUGCUAAAGUAGAUUCCCUAACAUUAUGUUGCAAAUAUUUGAUGUAUAUAUGUUUCCCUUUCAGUUUCUGCUAUUGUUCCCUUUAAAAUAAACAUCAAAUUUUUGUUCUGCACAUCCCCCUGUUUCUUGAAAAAGAAAUAAUUGCCCUGUCCCUUAUAAGCGUCCUCCCUAGAGGCACCAUAAGUAAAUAAGCAACUCUGGUGCUAAAUUGAAUCCUUAAGAUACAUGGCAAAUAUUCCACACCCCUGAAAUUAAAAUUGUGCCAGGUAUAUGUUAUGAUCCACGCUGCUAACUAGGGCCAGCUUGCCAAUUUGUUUCUUAUCCAACUGACUAAUUCCUUCUGUUGGAAAAAACUUUCAGAUCCAAUGCUCUCUUUACUUCUUGUUGCAGGCUUUGACUGUGGCUUCGACACCUCAAGCUGGGUUGUCACAGUAAGUCAAGUUGAUAUGUUAAACUUCAUGAUAAAUGUUAGGCAAAACUUCAUGCAGGUGUUCUUAGAGGAAAACAUAGUCACCUGCACAUAAUGCUUCAUUAGGUGGCAAGCAAGGGUCUCAAGCCCAACACCUUACUCCUCUGGACUUUCUCCCUGUUUAUAGAACAUGAAGUAACAAGGGGCACUGCCACUUCCCCUGGAAGGGAUGCUAUUCUUUCACAGCUUACUCCCCUACCCUCUCCCUCUCCCAGUGCUACUGAAUUUUUUCAUUUUCCGCCACUUGCCACUACCCAUUUUUACCAUGUCAAGGCAUCAGAGCACGCAAAAUGUGCCAUGGUUGAAAACCAUAAGCCAAAGUACUAGAAAAUGAAAUCAUAAUCUCUGUAGUAUAAUAAAUCCCUUAUUCUGUCAUUUAACAUAUAAUAUGAAUGGGUAUUUUGUGCAUUGCUUAUACUUCUUCUUGUUCCCAUGAGGCAUGGAAAAUAUGAUGCAACUCACAAAAUAUCCAGUGCAGACAUAUUAUAUGUUUAACCAUCAAAUUAGGUGUAUAUUCCCCUGAAAGGUGAGAGGUACUCUGAAAGUAAAAAUGUCUUGUCCAAGAACACAACACAAUGGCCAAACCAAAGCUCAACAGCUAAGAAGCUUAUGACUGCGAGAUGGACACUAAAAUAAAUUUUCAGAUCAAAGACGAAAUUAGAUAUGUUUGAAUUACGAUCCUGUGUUGUUGAGCUCUUGUGGUCAAUUAUUUAUUGUUCUUCUGUUUAUAUCUAGACGCCUACAGACUCAACUUGAAGCAUUUAAAACAGCUGAGGCAGCAAGUGGGAAGCAAACUAAGGUGUUUGUUGUUUUGUUUUCUCUUUUUGAAUUUUUUUUUGUAUCAGAGGGCAAUUUGAAAAGGGAAAUUUAAGUUUGAAGUGCUGUCUCAAAAUUGACAUGUUUGAAAAAUUGAAUAGGGUAUUUUCAAGAGGCACAAAGCAUGAUGUGAAUUGCUUAAUAUGAUAAAAGUGUCUAUGAUGAACAUCUGGGAUUCUUUCUUUGUCGUACUGAAAUCAGCCAGUGAGGCAUGUUGCUUUGCAACACACCCCUCAAAAGUGUUUGUGGGCGUGCUCCCCUGAAAAAAUUGGAAAAUUGAAACUCUGUGAGAUCAACAUUCUGGGACAUAAUUGACUAACUUUUUUUUAGCCAGAAAUUGAUGUUGCAAUCAGUUAAAAGUAGCCAGCUGCUGGCAAAGAAUGUUUCCUACCUUGUUGUGUUGGCUGGCCACUCUCAGCUUUGUACAUCAGUUUUGGAGAAAUCAAAGUCAAAUCUUGAAAUUAAAUCUCCUUUAAUUAAGCAGCUGAUCAAAUUUGUUCUAGUCAUUUACCAGUACUAUAAAUCCAUGAAAUUCCAUUUCUAUUUUCUUUAAGGUUUGACGGAAAAGAAACCUUGAAAAAAGCAUUUUUAGAGCAUCUGUAUGUUAAAUUCAAACAUCCAGAACCCUGUCAAGCCUUUUUACACUUAACACGGCAUCUGGGAUUGUGGUUCACAUGACCAAUGCAGCCAUUCACUUCAAAAACUUUUGGAAAACCCUGUAAAUUAUCAGUACUUUUUUUUAAUAACUGUGACAAUUUUUCCCCUUUUUCUAUCAGCAGAGUGAUGAUGGAUGUGUCACAUAUGAGUUGUUUUACAAACCAGAACAUGCAAAGUUUAAUCAACUUUCACAGGUAAGUUUUGUUUGCUUGUUGGGUUAUUUUUGAGGGGCUGUUAUAAGGGCUUGACACCCUUGUGUCUUUGGCCUUCGCUGUUCUUUAAGGUUUUAUUAAAUGCUUUGUGGUGGAAAGUUGAUUGUAAAGAUAUGCAAACUUUGUCUUUCUCACAAUAGUCAUAUUAGAAAUUUUAAACACUGCGAGGUAUCUGUAGUAGUACCAGUUUUUCAUGCAGCAUUGUUGAACUAACCUUAAAACUCCUAAGAGUGAUUGGCAGCUAAUUUCUCUGAACAGUAUCACCACUGGAUCAAAUACUGUGGUCAUGAGAAUGGAGGAAAUCACCUUUUUAUUAAGAAGCUCCUAAUAAUUAACAUAUCCUUUUCAGUGCCCAAGGAAAUGUAUAGAUAACAGUAUGAGUAAUAUAUGUACUGAUGUUGGAGUUUAAAUAGUUAAGGCUUUUAACAAUUCUCUAGGUGUCAUCUCAGUUUAUAGUGACAAUUUUCUUUGCUCAAUUUUAAAAUUUUUUUCCAAUUGAGAUGUUUCUUGUGAAAUGCAGAUAUACAUGAUUCCCAUGGCAUUGUUAAAAAAAAAAAAGAAAGCAAACAGGAAUCAUUGAAAUAUGAAUUAUGUUCUUAUUUAUAACGUGAAUAAUUUUAUAACAUAUUAAGUUAAAAGCAAAAAACUGGUUCAAGUUGAUUUAAAAUGAUUUACAAACAUCUUUUUCAUGCUAUUGUUCAACUGAUAAUUACACCUAAAAAUAGACUCGGAUUUUUAAUUAAUUCCUUUUUGGUUUUAUCCUUUCUUUCUGCAAUAUUGUUAUUGCUGAAGUAAAUACUGAAACAUGCCCAAUAUCAUGUUGUCAGCUAAUUGUAAUUUGGAUUUUAUUUUAAACAUUGAGUCAUUUCUUCCCUAGAUGAGCGAGUUAGAACAAAGGGUACAGAAAUUGGAGACAGUUCUGGGCAGUGAUCCAACUCAUUUGGUAAGUUCUGUAGUUUUGGAGAAAAAAAAACAUUCAACCCUUUACUCCUGAGAUUUGAUUGUUAAUUCUCCCCUCCAGAUGCUACACAUUUCCAUGUAGAUUAGUAAUAAGAAUUUGGUGUUAGAUCAAGAUAACAACUUCUACCUGAUAAGUUUGAGUAUUCUCAUUACCAAUUUGUUGGACAGUGUAUGGAUAUAUUAGGGAGAAGUUACAUGUUAACCACUUCUGGGAGUUAACUUUUGAUAAUUAUAAAGAACAACAACAAUCUUUAAUACCCUGCUCAUGUCAACUUUCAUUGUUACAAUUGACCUGAUCAGCAGAUAUUUAGUGCUAGCCUAGGCACUGAGUUAGUCUAUCAAAAUGAAUGCUUAAUGUUGUGAAAGAAUUAUUGCACACUUAAAUGUGCAGAAGUGAAUGUAUGAAAACAAGGGGAAGUGAGUUAACCAAUCUAUUACAAAAUAUGUGUACAUUGAUAUAAUUUUUAUUUUUAAUUUGUAAUUUUUGUCUUGAUUGAAUCCUCACCAAUGUUAUAAAUCUGUUGUUACUUUGCAGUCCUCCAUUACUGCUGAUCUUGAAAUUAAGGAUAAAAAUUUGUUGGUGAGUUUGAUAAAAAAUUUUCCCAUCUAAUGUUGAAAAUGGUGAGCAUCAUGUAUGACAAAACCCUUUAAGUUACAUAACCUUUUCAAUUUCAAAAGUGUUGCAUUGAAUAUGGAAUUGGAUGGUAUGUUUUAUGAUUAGUAAGUAUUGACUCAAAUUAGUAUAGUUGCUUUUGUUUCCCGUUUAUUCUGCUAAAAGGAGGUGGCAGUUCUGCUUCAUAUUUCCCACCCCACCCAGGCAAGGUUCACAUUCCCCCCCUGGGGAUGGACAACAGUCAAAUGCCUGUGAGUUGCCCAAGGGGAUGUUGAAGCUUUGGAUUCAUUGGGGCAUGAUACCCCCCCUCCAACGUAGCACAACAGUUUCUUUAGAAACUUAUCCCCUCCAUGACGGGCGGACUGAGUGAUUGAUUAAUUGAUCAAUUGCCCAAGUUGUUGAUUGGUUGAUUAGUUGCUUGAUUGAGUAAUUGAUGAAUGAUUGACAGGUUGACUGUAUGAUUGAUUGAAGACUAGUUGAUUGAUUGGUUUAAUUGAUCGAUUAGGGGAUAGAGUAAUUGAUUGAUUGAAUGGUUGAUUGAAUGGUUGAUUGAUUGAUUUCUUGCUUCAUUGAUUGGUUGUUAGUAAUAAAGUGUUUCUGUUAACAGUCUGCGGCAUCAGCUCUUGAGGCUAAAGUUGCUUUGUUGGAUGCAAAUCACAUUGAUCACGUUGAUGCACGAUUACAGGUGAGAAAAUUUUAACGUGAUCUUCUUUGACCUCACUGGCACCUCCACCCCCCCCAUGCUAAUCCAUUGCAAUCCCCUCCCCUUCCUUCCCCUGCAGUUUGUUGAGUUCUCUGAAAGUUUUUGGUGCCUAUUUCUACUCCUGGGUGGAAAGACACUGUGAGAGCAAGCUUUUUUGCCUAAAAAAACAAUGCAAUGUCUUGAGAAGAGGCCUAAGCCGGAUUGAUCGAUGCGAAGUCCAGGGUAGUCGUCACCAGUUACCAGGCACCAAGCACCAGGCACCACAUGAUGUCCCACGCAUGACUCAAUCUAUGACCUUUCACAUUUCGUCUCGAGGAAAAUCUCUUUGUUCUUAGUGUGCUCAAAAUUUAAAGUUGAUUUUGGCCAGAGACUUCGAUAAGUUUACAAACUUGUCGAAUUGAACGUGAUCUUUAUCAUCUUUGCUUUCCUUCUGCUCUAUGCUAUUUAAGGUAGUUGUGUUUUUCUAGGAAUUUCUUUAGCUUUCCUUUCCCUUUUCUUCACAGGGAAUAUUGCAUCAUGUCAAUGCUCUCUCAGAGAAAAAGCAGGAAGUUGAAAAUUCAGCUAAGCAGAGCAAGGUGAAAGAAAAAGUAUUUUUACCCUUUGACCCCAAAGGAUGAUUAGCAUCUAACUUAAUUCAAACUAUAUUCUCACUUCUGGUUUACUGUUUCUUAGGUGACCGAACUUUAUGAUCUUUUGAACAAGUGGGAUUCGUUCGUAGACGUUGUCCCGGAUCUGGUAGGUGCCGCUACUUAGGUAAUCAGGCUUUCUCGCGUGGUCAACAUUUCAACGGAAGUUGUAGGGAGUCAAAACUGCAAUUUACCCAGCACGGCACUGUUCUUCAUCUUAACCUGACUACGUUUUCAUUUGUCACUCAUUUUUCAUGUUUUGCUUUCUUAAACUUAUAGAUAACAAGACUACAAUCCUUGAAAGCUCUGCAUGAACAAGGUACGAACAAGAACUAGAAGAAAAACAAACCAUAUAUGAGUAGCUUGUUUACACUUACACCCCCCCUGAAAGUUGCACCAUUUUCCCUCUCCCUUCCCCCCUCAACAAAAGGCCCUUACACCAUUUUUUUGCAAAAACAUAGCAGUUUUAAAUGCUAAAAUCAUGGCUAACUUGUUAUUUAGAAGAUUUACAAGUUUAGAGCCGUUUUAUCACCCUUUUGGAAGGUAACUAUGUGCGAUAAAAACAGCACUUUACACAAGUUUCAACAUUCCUCAUAAAUUCAACUUCUCUGCUCUGUGCUUCACAGCAAGCCAGUUUGGUCAAUCGUUGUUGGAGCUGGAUUCGUCCCAGUCUGCUCUGAACAGCCAAAUGCGCGGCCAGGCAAAACUCCUUAGUGAGGUAAGUGUCUGUUAUUUCUAGUUGUUAUGUCUAUCUCUUCUUCAGUGUUUUGAAAUUACGGCUAUGGACGCCGCCAUUUUUAAAAAGAACUCGAUAACUUGGCCUCGCGCACCCAAAUGGUGGCAAUCAGAAUGCGAGGUUCACUAACAACUGCUUCUCCGGUUAUCGGGAAAAAAAAUAUGCUUUGAGUCAAGAAAACCUUUUUUUAUAACUCUCACUUGUUCAAACCGAUCGCCAAGAGAUGGGAAGAAGGGAAGAGAGAGUUUGGUAUGUCACAAGUAUGAGGCAAGGCUGCUAAGCAAGAUUAAAAGUGGCGCCGUCCUUUUUUAAUCUUUUUGCGAAUCUGAAGGUUCCUUUGUCAUAAUAUUCAUACAUCUUUUUAAUAGCGGACAUGACGAUUAGACGAUUUCUGGAGUUUACUUCUCCUUUAAUACAUUUUCCCCUUUUCUUUUCAAGCUGGAAGCCAGUUUCAACUCCAACGUAGCUACAAUUGAGGCGAACUGUGAACGAGUUGAAGCUCGCAUCAAUACUCUUCUCGAGAAAUUCGAAACGAAAGGACGGUGAUUAGCGAGAGGGAGAUAAAAUAGAUACUUAUCUAAUGAUUAACUUAUAAGAAAGCGGGCUGGUAUUCAUGGUAUAUGCUUCGAACAAUUUUCAGUUGAGUGUCGCAAGUUAUCUGGGAUUGUAUUGGUUUUGCUUUACUUCGCUCUGUGAUUGGCCCAGAAAAUUCGCGCCAUCUUCUCGACCAAUAGGAUUCAAAAAGCUUUGGGCAGUUUGGUUUGUUUUUACUUUGAGUUCUUAUUGGCUCUUAAGGAUAUUUCUCUUCCUUCUGAUUGGCUUUUGUGAUUACUUUGGUUUAAGUUUUACGACACUCGAUCGAAAAUCACUUUGCCUUUUACGGUGUUUUGGAAAGGCAAAAGGGUUUGGAAUUUUUUAGGGUUUUUUUGAAGGGUGAGUGCAAUUUGUAGUCUCAAAAAAAUUACAAGGGCUUCUUUAUUCCAAAUUACACAAGGAAUCAUGUGAUUACCUUAACGAUUGUUCUUCAUAAGUUGUUUCGUUACCAUCAGCUUGGUUGCCCACACAAAUUCCUAAACACCAGAAAAGGCUCGUUUGUAGGUUAUUAUUUAUUCGUUUAUUCUUUAAAUCUGACUUCCUUUGACCCUUUACACCCUAAUAUCAGUAUGCAUCUUCUCCAUAGUUUCUCUGUACAUUUCUUAAGGUUCUGAAAAGGAGAAUUCGUUUAACAAUCAAGAGCUUCUUUAGUUGUUGAUCAUUUCCCUCAUUCUCAUGACCUUAAUGUUUGAUUCAGGCGUGAUAUUGUAAAGAGAAAUUAGAUGCCAGUCUCACUUAGGGGUUAAAGGGUUAAGGAACAGUUGGGAAUAUAGUUAAAAUUAAGAGUAAGGCAAAUUAUUGAACGUUAAGUAUGAAAAUGUCUUGUAUCCUAUUGAACAUCGAAAUAGCUGAUAUUUUCGUUGUCUUAGGCAUGCAGCAUCAAUUGAUGCCCCUUAACUUUUUGACUGCUAUUCGUGAUCAAGACAGAAUUUCUACUUACAAUAUCAAUACGAUAUCAAGCAGGCAAGUGAUGAGAAUUAACAGAAUUGUUAACUAGAGGAUUGGUAGUUGAUCCAGUACUAAAUUCACUCAACUAGCAUCAUAUGAAUUGUAUGGUAGACAGUAAGGAGAAUUUCUUAAGAGAUCUUGGGAGUUAAAGGGUUACGCCGUUUAUUGAUGUGUAGGAAUCUACUCCAAAUUGAUUCUCAGCAAUAUCAAGCGGCGUAUGACUCUC
Molecule: messenger RNA, 12609 nt
Organism: Pocillopora meandrina
Lineage: Eukaryota; Metazoa; Cnidaria; Anthozoa; Scleractinia; Pocilloporidae
Source: the annotation of a GenBank genome assembly